Messenger RNA from Carassius carassius (crucian carp), 1135 nucleotides. RefSeq names its product ornithine decarboxylase antizyme 1-like. Gene Ontology annotation, biological process: positive regulation of protein catabolic process. The record is from RefSeq and is a predicted model, not a curated record. Gene Ontology annotation, cellular component: nucleus; cytoplasm. Gene Ontology annotation, molecular function: ornithine decarboxylase inhibitor activity. Lineage: Eukaryota; Metazoa; Chordata; Actinopteri; Cypriniformes; Cyprinidae.
GCCAUUAACACUUUAAGUCGGAGCACGGACAGAAAAGAGUCAGGCCUUGACGUUGGCCGGAUGGUUAAAUCCAACCUCCAGACGAUCCUGAAUAGCCACUGUUUUGUCAGAGAAAAAGAGAGUAAUAUAUCCAAGAUGCCAGUGAUCGAAAUGACCCGUAAUAAACCCGAGAGUGAAAGUUCCCAUCGCUGCAGUAACCCGUGUCCGGGGCCUCUGUGGUGUUCCGAUGUCCCUCUCCCACCCCUGAAGAUCCCAGGUGGGCGAGGGAAUGAUCAGCGGGAUCACAGUCUUUCAGCUAAGCUAUUCUAUUCUGAUGCUCAGUUACUGGUUCUUGAGGAAGCCCCUCAGUUGAACAGCCGUGUACGUUUUUUGCUCUUUGAGCGGCACUGCUCUGUGAGCAAGCACUUAGUCUGGAGGGGGGCACUGAAAGGGGGAAACCUUUACAUUGAAAUCCCCACUGGUGUCCUCCCGGAAGGGAGCAAAGAUAGUUUUUCACUCUUGCUGGAGUUUGCAGAGGAGAAGUUACAGGUUGAUCACGUUUUCAUCUGCUUCCAUAAGAGCCGAGAUGACAGAGCAUCUCUGCUGCGGACGUUCAGUUUCAUGGGCUUUGAGAUUGUGAGACCGGGUCAUCCCCUUGUCCCAACCCGCCCCGACGCUUUCUUCAUGGCUUACAGUAUCGAAAGAGACUCCGACAGUGACGAAUAAAGCUUUUCAAUCACAUCUUGCUUCUAAUUAUUAUGCUGUAUAUCACUAAACAUGGUCACCAUUAAAAUAAACAUAGGAUGAAUGUCAAAAUAGUUUUUUUUUUUUCGUAUUUGCACUAGUGUAAACCAAAUUUCCAGUGACCAUUCGGUUUUAAGCUAUUACCACUGGGCUUACCUUCCAGUGUAAUUGGAUUCUUUGCUGGUUCCCCUUCAACCAUUCCCACACUGAUCAUUUGUAGUGCAUAAUAUUUAUAGUGAAGAUCCCUCAAACAACAUUGUUUGUAGAAUCAUGGUUUUCAUUGUUGAUGUUUUAUUUUUACAGUUGUUUUCUUAAUGCGUGCAUGAAUUGGAGUUUUUAGUUGUGACAUCAAUAGGAUCUGUCUGCAUGUUCAACAGUGUGCAGAAUAAAAAUGCUCACCCUAUACCACUAA